Melanotaenia boesemani (Boeseman's rainbowfish) is the source of this 2002-nucleotide messenger RNA. It is a transcript of the gene chga, whose product is annotated as chromogranin A. The coding region runs from base 215 to 1354 and encodes 379 amino acids. Gene Ontology annotation, cellular component: chromaffin granule. The transcript is spliced from 8 exons. The record is from RefSeq and is a predicted model, not a curated record. NCBI's taxonomy places the organism in Eukaryota, Metazoa, Chordata, Actinopteri, Atheriniformes, Melanotaeniidae. Gene Ontology annotation, biological process: negative regulation of insulin secretion; defense response to bacterium; negative regulation of catecholamine secretion.
GGUUUUGGUAAGGAGACCGGGGAGGACGGAGGCUGCCGGGUCACCGAUGCAGCAGAAAAUUUAGCUCUCCAGAAAUACCAAAAGGCUAAGUUCAGUUCAGAAUGCACCCGUAAUCCACCGACCUCUCUUCAAAGGGGGGAAAUCCAACCUUCACAGAUACAAGCUUCGCUGUUUUGUUUUAUUCCUGAAGAGCUCAAUUCGUUUUGUUUCCAACAUGAUCGGGAGAGGAUUGUUCCUUCUGACGGUUUUGUUCAGCUGCGUUCUGUCAUUGCCAGUGACUUCCAGUCAGCUGGAGAAUGUAGACGCAGAGGUGAUGAAAUGCAUUGUGGAGGCUUUGGCGGAUGUGUUAUCGAGGCCGCAACUCAUGCCUGUCAGUCAGGAGUGUUUGAUCACACUGAAGACAGAUGACAGGCUUGUUGCCAUUCUUCGUCAUCAUAACUUUCUGAAGGAGCUGCAGGAUAUUGCUGUUCAAGGUGAUCAGGAGAGAGCUAAGCUGCAGGGAAAUGCUGAUGUACCUGCUCCAAAGACACAAGCCAUUCAGACUACAGAUGAUUCUGGUGAUCGAUCAAUGUUGGAGGCUUUAGGAAGCCCUGGUGAAAGAUCCAUCCUAUCCCAGAGGAAGAGAACAGAAAAUGAAGAUGGAAGAGAAGAGAAAGAUGAGAGUAGGGAAGAUGGAGGGUCCCAGGAAGACAGUGAAGCUGUGGAAGUGCAAGUGAAGAGAGGGAAAGAAGAGGACCAGGGUGAGGCUGAAAAGAGGGAGGAAGAUGCAGACAAAGAGGAACAUAAUGAGAAACGUGCAAGUUUAGAGGAGGUUUCAAAGGAAAAGAAGACCAUGGAUAAGAAAGGUGAUGAGUUUAAUGAAGAGAGAGAUGCUUCCAGAAACAAAUCAAAACAAAAGAAGUCUGAAGAGGAAAACGAGGAGGAAAAAAACAAAAGAUCUUCACUUUUCUCACACAUGGAUAAAGAGGAAGAAAAGGAGGAGGAAGGUAAAAGUGGAAGCAGGGAGAGCGUUAAACAAUGGACCAAGAGGGCCAAGUUUUUGCAUUUGAAGAAGAAAGCAGAUGGAAAAGAGGCUCAACAGCUGCCCAUCCAGCACGAAGUGCCUCAUCAUUCAAAGGAGGUCAUGGUGGAAGAGAUGGAGGAAGAGAAGAAAAAAAGAAGAGGUAUUCAGAAGAGUCCAGAAGAGAAGGAGCUGCAGAUGAUUGCUCGUCGGGCACCAGAGGAGAGGAGGGGGAUGGAGGAAGAAGGGAGCGCUAGCAGAAAGUCAGAGGAACCUGAAAUUGAAAGUCUGGCAGCCAUAGAGUCAGAGCUGGAAAAUGUUGCCCAGAAACUCCACGAGCUGCGGCGAGGCUGAGAGAGAGACCUGCACGAGUUUGCCAUUGCAACCUUUUUCUGUCUUCUUGUCCUCCUCCGCUUUACCAGAUGCCUGGUUUCCACAAAUAGAUUGUGUGAAUGUGUGACAAAAUUUUAUCUUUCUCUAUUUUUCUUGAGGGUGCAACAAUGCUGCAGCCUCUAUUGUGACAUUCUGUCUCUUGCAUAGAGUAGCAUACUGUAGAUUGCAGCUAGACUUGCAUACUAACAUACAGAUGCACAAGGGCUGUGCAUUCACAUGCGUUGAGAACACAUGCAGAUUCCUUCAGAAACAUUUUUGUUCUUUGACAAUCAUCUCUACUUCUGCACAUGCAUAGUUUUUGCUUUUCUGAUUCUUUUAACACUGAACAAUGAUUCAUGUGAAAGGUUGAGGUUAAUCCAGGUAUACACAACCCAUCAAGAUGGGUUGUACAGUAAUAGCAUGUAAACAUGUACAAAGCUCUUUUUGGCUCAUUUAUUUACAAAGUUAAAGAAAAAGAAGACAUACUGUAGAAGCUUACCUGUUGUGAUAGACACAAUUUAUUCUAAUCAAGCCAAGGCAAUAACUGAAGAUUUUUAGCAGAAAAAUGACUGGAUUGUUAUCUAAAAUUAUACUGAAGUUGUGUAAGAAAAUAAAUUGAUUGAAUCUGGA